AUGGCCAAAUGGGUCUUCUCGACAGAAAACCAUCUCGUCCUACAAUCCUACGACCAAGGCCUCUGCAAGGCCAUUGUGCAAGGGUGGGUCGACGUCCGACCAAGCCCCAAGUUUCAAGAGUUUAUGUGCAGCCGCAACUUGGUGCGAGUGGGAGAUCCCGUGAUACAAAAGCUGGUGGCGUUCCCGACACGACAGGAGAUUGUCGCUGGCAUUUCGCAUUGGAUUGUAGACGCCGAAACGAGGGGAAUCUUCUUCGAUGAUGCCAUCACAAAGGAUCCAGCCAUGUGCAAUCUGGAAAUCCAGCUUACCAAUCACGAUGAAGAAGAGGAUUCCGAAUUGCAGCAGCUCAAACCCAGCAAUAUGCUUUUGCCACUUGUUUUGUUUAUAUUUACGUGUAUCUUGGCGUUGAUCUUCCACGCACAAAGGAUGGUUCGACUCCGAAGUAGAGCAGCCGUGAAGCCAGAUGCACUAGCAACGACAGAGAGAUUGACCACGUCGGAUGCACCGGAAGAUGUAUUGGACGCAGACACGGAGAUGGAUCCCACAAUUGAGAAUGCGGAAGAAGCCAUGAAGCAGCUUCUGAUUUACCACCAGACGUUGCUUCGACGAGUCAAACACACGAGCCAGGAAGGAAACAAGCCCCCUGCAUGCUCCGACGACGGAAGUAGCCAGGUAGGCUGA
Messenger RNA from Seminavis robusta, 681 nucleotides. Lineage: Eukaryota; Bacillariophyta; Bacillariophyceae; Naviculales; Naviculaceae. The record is from the annotation of a GenBank genome assembly.